AUGAUGGCUCUACAAGAGAAACCCGCAGGAAGGCCGCUCCUGGUGCAAGGCCAUCGAUGGAUCACCAACGCUACCAAACCAGACUACAUUCCCAAUCUACACGAGGUGCCUCACGUGGAAGGCAAGCCCGGCGGUUGGCACCCAACCCUCGUCCACUCCUCUGGUGAAGUCAAAUUUACCGUCAUACGUCUCAAACCCAACGGCGGGGAGGUCCCCAUCCACUACCACAGCACCGUCUGGGAUUACUUCAUGCCGAUUGAGGGCGAGGCUGUCAUCGAGACAGAGACGAAGGAGGGAGUGAAGAAGGACUUCCUGAUGAAGCUAGGCGCCUUUCUUGCUGUUGGACCUGGUGAUGUGCAUCGGGUAGUGAAUUUAUCGAAGGAGAAGGAGUUUGUGUUCUUCAUAGCACAGGCGCCACGGCAUCAGUACGACUUUGUCGGGAAGUGA
Messenger RNA from Saxophila tyrrhenica, 447 nucleotides. RefSeq lists its product as uncharacterized. The coding region runs from base 1 to 447 and encodes 148 amino acids. The record is from RefSeq and is a predicted model, not a curated record. Lineage: Eukaryota; Fungi; Ascomycota; Dothideomycetes; Mycosphaerellales; Extremaceae. The transcript has 2 exons.